GUGUGCGUGCGUGUGUGCGCGCGCGCGCGUUAUCCCCUCCCUCAGAGCGAGCGCGAGCUACGGAGAGCAGAGACGGAGCAGAGUAAACGGCAGUCAGUGUGAACGGACUCUCCGCUUUUGUUGUUGUUGUUGUUGUUGCAGAGAUCGGAGCGCGUGCGGUUACAUUUUUUUUUUGCUGUUCUGCGCGAGGAUGAGGACAACGAGCGCGUGAGUGAACUAAACCCACGGGGACUCGCACGCGCACCGCUACGAUUACGGAACGGAUCUGCUCGCGAGAGGGAACUCCAGCUUUGGAUCGUGUGUGAGUGUGUGUGUGUGUGAGAGAGAGAGAGAGAGAGAGAGAGAGAGUGGAUGAGGCUUCGCUUUAACGGAGCGGCAGAGCGACAACACGGUCCCCACGAUGCCUGAAAACGUCUGACUGAAAAAGUGUGGCUUUCUUUACCAUUGCUGACAAAGGCUGUUAUCAACGUCUCCAACGGCUCAUUGUCCACUUCUGAGAACUACUAGUCGUCCAGUCAGAACCACAACGUCGAGUUGCCCAAGCAGAACCGCUGGAGUGUACCAAUUUCUCCAAUUUGAGCCAUCAAUACCCAGCUGGAAGGUCCAGAAGGUCCAGUCUGUACAUUGAGAACCAAAAGUGGUCCAAUCAGAACCAUUGAGCCGACCGACAGUUGUCUGAGUAGAACCGUCGAACUCGCUGUCGCUCUAAGCAGAGCCAUUUCUACCAAGAACUACCGCUUCUCCAAGAACGACCAAUCAGAACCAUCGAAGUACCGUUUCUCUGAUCAGAGCCGACGUCUGGAACUACCAGUCAUCGAAUCAGGACCAUCGUCAUCUUUUUGAACCAAAACAGUUUUUUAAAUUAAGAAGAUUUUUCCGAUUUAUUAUCCAAUCAUAAAAAGGAUUCCUGGAGAAAUGGGUGGGGCUAAAGUCCUACUCGUGGUUCUGGUGAUAGGUCUGGAAAAUGUGAACUGUGUGAACUGGAACCCAGUCCCGCGCAAGACCAUCCGAUAUCACGAAGUGAUAGACAGCAUGGCACGCUUCCGGGCGGUGGGUGUGUUUAACUACACCAUGUUGACUCUGUCCGAGCACGAGCGCGUCCUGUACGUCGGCGCCAGAGAGACGCUAUUCGCCCUCGACCCUAAUGACAUCACACGACAACUCCGCCCACAGAUUGACUGGCCGGCCCCUGCGGAGAAGAAGAAAGAGUGUACAGAGAGAGGAAAAACCAACCAGACGGAGUGUUUUAACUACAUCCGGUUCCUGCAGGGCUACAAUCACACACACAUGUACACGUGUGGCACCUACGCCUUCCAGCCCAAGUGCACCUACAUCAAUAUGGAACAUUUCACUCUGAACGGUGCCGCCCUGGAGGACGGGAAGGGCAAGUGUCCCUACGACCCCGCUAAAGGCCACACCGGCCUCAUCGUGGAUAAGGAGCUGUACUCUGCCACUCUGAAUAAUUUCUUGGGCACGGAGCCGGUGAUCCUGCGCAACCUGGGACAGCAGCACUACAGCAUGAAGAGCGAAUACCUGCCGGCCUGGCUUAACGAGCCGAACUUCGUGGGUUCUGCUCUGGUGCGUGAGAGCAGGAACAGCCGCGAGGGAGACGACGAUAAAAUCUAUUUCUUCUUCAGCGAGAGAGCCGUGGAGCUCGACUGUGACGGAGACAUGACUGUAGCCCGGGUGGCCCGUGUGUGUAAGGGUGACCAGGGGGGAACUCGGACGCUGCAGAAGAAGUGGACGACGUUUCAGAAGGCUCGUUUGGUUUGUUCCAUCCCCGAGCGCCACAUCACCUUCAACCACCUGCAGGCCGUGUUCACCAUGCAGGGAGCUGAUUGGAGGAACACCGUCUUCUACGGGGUUUUCCACGCGCAGUGGGGGGACGUGGACGUCUCGGCCGUGUGUCAGUACCACAUCGCAGAUGUGAAGAGCGUGUUCGAGGGCUCGUAUAUGGAGUACCGCGAGGCGUCUCAGAGAUGGGGGAGAUUCAUGGGCGUCGUGCCGAACCCACGGCCCGGAGCGUGUAUCACUAACUUCGACAGAGAGAACGGCUAUAACAGCUCGCUGCAGCUGCCGGACGCCACGCUGAACUUCGCUAAGAAACACCCGCUGAUGGAGCCGAAGGCCGAAGCUCAACCCCUGAUGCUCACCAAGGGCGUGAACUUCACCCGAAUCGCAGUGGACCGAGUGAACGCCCUCGACCAGAGAGCGUACAGUGUGCUGUUUAUUGGAACAGCUGAUGGAUGGCUCCAGCGAGUGGCGAUUGUCGGAUCUGAGGCUCAUGUGAUCGAGGAAAUCCGGCUGUUUGAAUGGCCGCAACCAGUCGACAGUCUGACCAUCUCGCACAGCAAGAAGUACUUGUAUAUCGGCUCUCGGUCGGAGGUGUUACAGUUGCCCUUGGCUAACUGCAGUCGUUAUCACUCUCAGCCGGACUGCUGGCUGUCCCGAGAUCCGUACUGCGCCUGGGACAGCGAGGGACGAGCCUGCGUCCGCAUCGACCUCCACCGCGGGUCCAUGUCGACUCUCACUCAGGAUCUCACGCUGGAGAGGUUCAAUCGAGGGUCAAAGGCGAAGUUUGAUAAGCCGGUGUCCAUCCCGAGUCCGGAACAUUCCCGGCUGAGGAAUGUGACCGUGGUGGUGGGUUCGGACCUCGUCCUGCCGUGCCAGCUGGUCUCGAACCUGGCGCGUCCGUCGUGGGCGCUGAACGAGCGCGAGUUGUUGCUCUCGUCUGACUCGGAUACUUCGGGUCCCCGUUUCGACCGCGCCCUUCGUGCCCUGGUCAUCCCCCGGGCGGGGACCCACCAGGGCGGACGCUACGUGUGCUACUCCGAAGAGCAGGGAGUGAAGUUCCAGACGGAGCGCUACCAGGUGGUGGUGGUGACCAGCGCGCCGGUGUUUAUGGAAGCACGAGAGCCGGAUGCCAGCAUGGGGCUUUUCUGGGUGCUCGUGAUCGCGUUAGGCGUCACUUGUCUGGUGCUGCUCAUCGGCGCCCUCUACCUGCGGCGGAGGCUGAAAUUAGCGCUGGGGAAAGCGGGAACUGCCGAGAUGAAGCCGUUAGAGAGUACGCUGGUCUACCCGAUCACGCUGCCCAAGGAGACGCCGAGCUUCGUGCCUAGCAAGAUGCCCACCAGCUCAAACAACGACGAGGAUCGCUUCUGGGAAACCGGAGCCAAUUUUUACUACUCGGACGGAUCGUUGAAGAUCGUGCCUGGACACGCGUCCUCGUCUUCGCCGAGCGCCAUUCCCGGGCAGCCGCUGCACUCGCCGAGCCGCCUGAGCCUCACGAACAUCCGGAACUCCGGCACCAACGGGUACGUUCGACUCAGCCUGAGCGUGGCGGGCGAGGACCGGCCGAACGGAGGGAUGAGCGCGGGAGGAGUGGGAGGAGUUGGAGGAAAGCUGGGGAUCGGCGCCAGGGAGAACGACUACACCAGCCCUUUUAAGGAGGAGCUACGGAGGACACUGCAGCAGAGAAGCGUCCUGCCUGACGCAAACCCGGAAGAGUCGUCAGUGUAGAGCACAAACAGAGACGCCAAACAGUCGCCUACCUCCCUCCUUCACGGAGAAACAUCCUUCCUCUCUCUUUCACUAUCUCGCUCCUUCCUUUCUUCCAUCGGACACAUCUUCUCUCUCUCUCUCUCUCUCUCUCUCUCUCUCUCUCUCUCUCACUCUCUCUCGGCUAACGCCAUCGACCCAAUCCAGCGAGUGGCAUGCUAAUGCUAAGAGUGCGUCAUGAUCUCUCCAUCAACAAAACGGUUAUCAUUUCAUCGUGACGUCUAACCGCGGGGGGGGGCUUUAUCUGUCACUCAAACAAGUGGGAGGAGCCACACCUAUUUUUUGCGUUCUGUUUCAGGAUCGGACGAGGAAGAGAGGGAGGGGGGGAGUGAGGGAGGGAAAAAAAAUUUCAGCAAGACGACAAUCAUACUUUUUGAAACAAAAAAGUGUGAAAGCGAAGAGAGAGGACAAAGUAAAAAAAAAAAAAAAAAAAAAAAAAUGAAGGGAGCUGUAAAAGAACGACAAACUUUAUACUUCAGACUUUCUGAACAGCUCGUGUUUUUGUUUUUUAUUAUUAUUGUUGUUGUUUUAUUUUGAAUUUUUUGGAAGUUUUCUUUCUCCUGAGAAUGUCUCCAGACUCAGAGCACUAAUAUAUUGCGACGUUUGUAAUUUAAAGAUUUUUCCGCGUGUUUCUGUGACUUUUUCCGAAACGACGGAGAAGGACGCACGGACGUUGCGUCGCCUCGGGUGGAAUGUGAAAAGGAGAAGGGGCGGUGUCCUCUAUCUCGCCGUCCUUCAUCCACGGAGCCGAGCGUUUGACGCCGACUUGGGGAGACUGAUGAACUGCGCUCGUGCUAAGCCAACAACUGUACAACAUCACUGUAAAAAAAAAAACAAAAAAACAAGAAAACAAGGAUGUUUCAACAAGUGCAUUACUGCGUUUAAAUCACUUCUGGAUAUUUACUUCGCCGUGGAUAAACUGACCCUGAUUGGACGCCAAAGGCUGGAUUGAUUCCACAUUAUCCAAUCAGAGCCUGCGCCCGAUUCGACACGGUGUCUCACACCUCACAGACUCCACCGCCAGACAGAAGACAAGGACAUUUUCUCAUUUGCAUAUUCGUUGCUGAUGUACAACCGAAGGAGACGUGGGGUCAUAAAUCCGUGAGGAGGUACUACAGCGGACUCUGGCGCCGGUCUCCACUUUCUUGCAUGACGCUCUACAAGCCGGCGAUUUUUUUCUCGUUUUUUCCCCGAAGUGCAUAAGUUCACCAAGUCUUACUCAUGACUCAGACUCUUGGAAGAAAAAUAAUAAUAAUAAAAAGACAUUGUGAUUUGUUUUUGAUUUUGUUCAUUUCGCUGUGCCUCUUCAGCAUGGGCUAAGCCAAAGUAGACUGCAGAUGGUUUUCUUCUCUUUCUUCUAUCCAUUCUUAUUUUUUUUUUAUCAUUCCUUUAUAUUUAAGUCCGUCCACUGCACAGAAAAGAACUGUUCUGCUACAGAAGCGUACCGAGUGUUUGCUUUUUUUUUUUUUAUUAAUCUCUUUUUUUGAUGGAGAAAAGAAAAAAUCAAUGUAUUUCGUGGCAUGACAGCUUUAUUUAUUUUUUUUCUUUUUCUUUUUUUUCUCCAAGCAGCUCUCCGUUCUGUUGUCCAAACGUCUGACGCGAUAAAGGGAAAGAGAAGGAAAGAAAGGAACUCAGAAGUAACGGGAAUUCGAUGGAGAAUUUACCGUCGCCUCUCGGCCGAAGAUCGCUGUUUCUUAAUCUGUUGUUUGUGCGCACGCUUAAAAAUAACGGGACGAUUUGUCAGGGUGGGGCUUUUUUUUAAACGUCUUCAGACCCGACGCGCGCUACAGGCAGGCGUGUGCCGAUCGUGAAAUAUCAUCGUUAUUACGUGGUUAUUAAAUCGUUAUUGCGUCACACGUGUGUGAGCACUUCAGAAUAGGUGACCGUUUGGGUGUUUUAUUUCUCUUAUACCGCCGGAACAUGAUUGACAGUUUCUGUUUAUUUAAAGAACGUUAGUAAGACGUGAUGAUGUUGUUAUUGUGAAGUUUCGGUAGCAUUAUUAACACUGUUACAGAAAAACCGCGAGGAAGUGAGAACUCUGUUCUUAAAGUUACAGCUGUACUGUUACAAAGCGCUGACGCUGGAGACUCCUUCCGUAACGGAAAACUUCGGCGUGUCAGCGUUUUUCCCCCGAACAGUCCACGUGGAACGACGAGUUUUUUCCGAUCAGUUCACGUGGAACGACGAGUUUUUUCCGAUCAGUUCACGUGGAACGACGUUUUUUUCCCCGAUCAGUUCACGUGGAAUGACGUUUUCCGAUCAGUUCACGUGGAAUGACGUUUUUCCGAUCUGUUCACGUGGAAUGACGUUUUCCGAUCUGUUCACGUGGAAUGACGUUUUCCGAUCAGUUCACGUGGAAUGACGUUUUCCCGAUCCGUUCACGUGGAAUGACGUUUUCCCGAUCAGUUCACGUGGAAUGACGUUUUCCCGAUCAGUUCACGUGGAAUGACGUUUUCCCGAUCAGUUCACGUGGAAUGACGUUUUCCGAUCAGUUCACGUGGAAUGACGUUUUCCGAUCAGUUCACGUGGAAUGACAUUUUCCGAUCAGUUCACGUGGAAUGACUUUUUCCCCGAUCAGUUCACGUGGAAUGACGUUUUUAUUUUUCCGAUCAGCACACGUGGAACGCCUUUUUUUCCCGAUCAGUUCACGUUGAACGACGUUUUUUUCUCUCCAAACGGUUCACGUGGAUGGACUGCCGUUCAAGUCCCCGUCAAAGCGCUGUUACUAUAGAAAGGCUAACGUAUUAGCACGAGCGCUAAUAUAAACCUGCGCCACCGUCACUGCUGUUAUAGAAAACGAGCGUAUUUUCCGACCAAUCAGAGUCGAGAACGCAGUGGUUUAAUUGCUUUCGUUCACGUGUACGCGAAAUGGUUGCCGAGUUCCCUAAAUCGCGUCACGCACAUGCACGUCUCCUGGAUCUUUUAAAUUGGUAAACGUAUUUCCGUUGGUCCCGUGGCAGCAAUCACGACAACGGCGGAAAGUUUUAAAGGAGUCCGUGUACAACGAAUGUGCGUCCUGGGAUAGGUCAUAGUACGGAAUCGCUCAACUGUCCGCCGGUCGUCAUGGCGACCGGUGGAGGUCGCGUUUCGUCUUCGAGAGGUACAAAAGGUACGCAGGGAGCGAGGCUACAGCAAGCCGAAAGCCACCGGUUUAACUUCGGUUAUUUGUUUGCGACUUCCUUGUGGAACUUCAAACGCCGAGCGUGUCCAUGCUAAUCGACUCCGUUUGGCACAGAGAAGAUGUAAGUAUAUCUCGUAAUAUAUUGGUAAUAUCGGCACACGCCAAGCCACAAGGUGGGUUCAGUUUUGAAGGAUUGUUUAACGUCGCUGCCAUUUCCUGGAUCGAGAACUAAUCUGUACAACAACGUGGCCAUAUUUAUUACUGCGUUUAGUGCACUACAGUUGGUUUCCCCUAGCAACGGUGCCACGAGGGCCUGUGAUUGGUUAAGGAUCUUAAGGAUGCUCAAGUUAGUUCAGGUUAGUCGAAGUGCAAUUGCAUGCAAGUCAUGUGUGCAAAAACUACAGCCGUUUCUCAUUCAAGUAAGUAGCCUACUGGCGUUCGGGACGCAGCCCUUCAGCGUGCUAAAGUGUACGACGAGGUGCCCGAUUUAGUAGAAGAGCGACAGCGAUUGAGACGCGGCCCGAGUGCCUCUCAGCCACGUUUACAAAGAGGCCGACUUUCAUCGAGUCGUCGAGUGGACUUCGGUCAUUAAUUAGGAGGCGGUGCGGUGCACUUUAAGGGGUCAAGUGCAGAAGGGAACUCGGAUAACCCCCGCGUCUCGUUUGUCCACUUUUACAGAGCGACUGACUUUUUAAAGUGCACGUUUACUUUUUAAGAAGUAAUUUAGGGCACUUCACAGCUGGCAAAGGAAGAGGAUUCGGGAUUGAGACACAGCCUCAGUUUUCGGUAUCCCUGGUCCGUGUUUAUAAAGCGACUUUAAGCUUAGCAAGUGCGCUAUAUGCUGCUGAUUCUGUAGUGAGGUGGGGGGCGGAGGAUUGGAACACAGCCCGUGUGCUAAGUAAAGGCGUUGGAAAUUCUGGCCAUUUUUUGAACCGUACUGACUUUCUCACAAGUGUUUCUCUCUCUCGCUCACACACACACACACACACACACGCACGCAUCGCAUGGCCUGUGUCAUGUUAUAAAGACACCAUUUCUGCUCUUCUUUUGUGGCCAAAUGUUAAUCUGCUCUUUUACGGUUCCUGUUGUUGUUGUUUUUUGUUUUUCCGCUUGUUUGUUUGUUUUUACUUUAUUGCCUGCUUUUUUAAUAAAUCUGUCUCGUGAUUGUUUUUUUUUUGUUUUUGUUUUUUUAACUAUUAUUAUUAUUUUAGAAUUUUAAGUAUAAUGUUCAGUAACUUAUUUCGCUUGUACAAAAACUCCAAAUGUCGAUAUUUAUUAUUAAUGUACAUAUGUCCUUAUUUUUUAUAUAUAUAUGUACAUAUUCCCAUGAAAUAAAGUUCAGUUCGCUAAGCGUGA
Ictalurus punctatus (channel catfish) is the source of this 8035-nucleotide messenger RNA. It is a transcript of the gene sema4c, whose product is annotated as sema domain, immunoglobulin domain (Ig), transmembrane domain (TM) and short cytoplasmic domain, (semaphorin) 4C. Gene Ontology annotation, molecular function: semaphorin receptor binding; chemorepellent activity. The record is from RefSeq and is a predicted model, not a curated record. The transcript has 17 exons. Bases 916 to 3519 code for a protein of 867 amino acids. Gene Ontology annotation, biological process: semaphorin-plexin signaling pathway; axon guidance; neural crest cell migration. Lineage: Eukaryota; Metazoa; Chordata; Actinopteri; Siluriformes; Ictaluridae.